AUGGCCACCCGCAGACGACAAGGUGCCGCCGAUGCCGGUUCGGACGGCUUUCGCGAGCGGCGUGAGUUCAGCGCAGCCGUGCACGCCCGCUCGUGCCUGUUAUGGACAAGGCGCCGAAAUUACGGGCGGUUACGACGAGACCGCGAGGGGUACCCGGACAGCCGCGGCCUUGAAAAACGAUCUGGUAAUAAGAAGCGGGCGAAGAAAGCCAAGGGCCGCCUCGGUAUCCAGCGAAAGAGCAGGAAAAAGAAUCCCCUGAAGAAGUCAAAACUGAGCGGCUGCAGCAUCAUCUCUGCAUUCACAGAAGAAACGCCACCCAUCGGACAUCGGCGGCCAUUAAGAAACCAAAGAGAGGAAAGGAGCCGAGCCCGACGACGGCUUCCAGUGGAGCGACGUGAGUGGAGAAGAAGAAUGAGAGCUUGGCGAAGUGAUCGAACUGACUUAAAGCACGGAGGAGGACGAAUUAGCGAUGUCCUGUUCCAGGAUUUGGCUGAUCGACAACGUGCCCCAAGGACAGCCAGUCCCGUGGCCCACGGACGUGGUGGAAUUAUAUAA
Messenger RNA from Peronospora matthiolae, 555 nucleotides. The record is from the annotation of a GenBank genome assembly. NCBI's taxonomy places the organism in Eukaryota, Oomycota, Peronosporomycetes, Peronosporales, Peronosporaceae.